Molecule: messenger RNA, 19857 nt
Organism: Porites evermanni
Lineage: Eukaryota; Metazoa; Cnidaria; Anthozoa; Scleractinia; Poritidae
Source: the annotation of a GenBank genome assembly
AUGGCGGCGAAAAGUGCUAUCGAACGUGGAAUUAACACGAUCUGGCAAAAAAUUCUAACUGUUGUGAACAAUGCUAUAGUCUAUCUUGACAGCAGAACAGCUGAAUGGAUACACUGGUGUGGUAGUCUUCAAGAUUUUAUAGACGCAGGUGCACUUAAUGUCUGUGACAUUUCAUCAGCAAGAGUGAGUACCGCGGCGCAAUAGUUUUUUCAAUAUAUUAGCCUAAGCAAAGCUUAAACACUGGAUACAUUAACGAAUCCUUAUAACAGCCUGACUGUUUAAUGAUUAUGAAUUCUCCAUUUAAUUUAAUUGGCCUCAGUGUACAUAUUCUCACCGAAGUUGUGGAAGGAUAAAUUUAUAGAAAGAUUCAGCAAAAAUUUACACGACGUAUUCGUCAUUGCCUAGAUGUCAUAAUUUUGAACUAUUAUGCUUGAAAUUUGAGCGUACAAAACUCUCUUUCAACUUUGCCAAAAUAUGUUCCAGCCAUUGACUGAAAAGGAACAAGGUAAAGGGUGAAAGACAGUUUGCAACAUCGACAUGCUGAAGUAUGUUUCCUUUCACUCCUAGAAAUUGAAAUUAAACCUAAUCGUUUCAUUUCAGAGUGGAAAUGAGUCCGAAACAAAGGCUGUCUUUAUUGUUGGUACACUCCUUCAAAGUGAAACACUGGAUUUGGUCCAUUCUAUUGUCGAAUCCAGUGAUUUUCAGCACUGUACAAUUCUUUGUACUGUACCAGAAAAUGUACAUAGCUUUGCCAGACAUGCAGAUGUUGCUGAUGUGUCACCAUUUGGGGAAUUGUCACAAAAGCUGAGGGAAUGGAUGGGCAAUAUGGCAAGUAAAACUAUUAUUAUUUUGUUGUAACAGCCACAGAAAUCACACGAAGAGGAUGUUCUACCAAUGAAAAAAUCUUCAAUCAAUCGAUUAAUCGCUCUUUUGCAUGCCAUGAAUUAUUUUGCGUCUUUGGGGAUUUUUAUGCAUUAUGAAUGCUGAACGCAGAGGUAUAAACAAUAUCACUGUUUGACCCUAACCUUCUUUCACUUUAUUUCUAUCACUACCACAUAACUGAAGAACAAUCAAGCACACAAUUCUUAUUCUUGGGGUGGUAGUGUGUUUGGUGGGGGGGGGGGGGGGGGGGGGGGGGGGGGGGGGGGGGGGGGGUGGGGGGGGGUUUAGGUUUUUUUUGGGGGGGGCGAAGGGGGGAGAAAACACCGUUUUUUAAAAAGAGGCUUAACUUUUUUUUUUCUUUUUUUUUUGUUGGAGUUUUCCCUUUGGGUUUUUUUUUUUGUUCUGUAUAUAUGCAAAAUAAGAGAAAAAAAAAUAUCUUUGUUUUUUACCCACUCCUUUUUUUGUUUUUUUUUCUCCCCCCACAACAUAAGAAAAAAAAAAAAGGCUACUUUUUUUUUUGGUGGGGGGGGGGGUGGGUGGGGGGGGGGGGGGGGGGGGGGGUGGCAUAGGGGAAUGAGGUAGUAUGGUGAGAGCUUUAGACUUUUUAUCUGGAGGUCCAAGCAGGAGCAAAACUCAGUUUUUAGAAAGCUGAGCUUACCUUUUUUGUUUUUUCUUAUUGACUGCAGUAUGCCACUGUGGAUGUUCAUUAUGUGCCGUUGUUUGCUGCUGUGGUUUGUCCUGGACUAUUCAUCAGUCCUGUGUUUUCAUCCUUCUUUCCACUUUUACCGUCAGAUGUUCCAAGGCUACAAAAAUUUCUCAGGAGUACGGUAAUCAAACUUUUAUUUAAGUUUAACCUUCUUAUCAUAGAUGUGCUAUUUUUCAAAAUAUGAGUUCAAGUAUCCUUCACUGUUUUAAGGUUCUUGGUUUGUUUUUGGGGUAUUUUUGGAACCAAACUAAAGGUGGUGAAUACUUCUAAAAUGUGAGAUUACUGAGAUACUGAGACCCUGGUUUAAAAAUCUAAGAAUUUGAAGUAAAUUUCAAGACUCAGCGUGCAAAGAAAGUGCUGUCCGAUAGCCCGGGGCUAGUGGAUUUGCUAUCAGGCUAGUGAAUUCUGUUUUUAACUUGCCCGACGGGCAAGUGAUGUUUUAUGAGGAAUUUGAAUAACAGAAGAACAAAAAGGUUUUGGGGCUAGUUGAAAUGACAUCUGGGCUAGUAAAUGCUAGCUUCAGCUUGCCCGAAUGGCAAGCUGUAAAAAUGAUAUUCUUUGCACCCUGAGACUCCAAGAUGGAAAUAAAGAAACAAGAAAUGAUACUCAUGCUUGUUGUAGCCUACAACUGCCACACAGUUUGAGCCACUUCUAACUUCUUUGGAUAUGUAGCUAUCUAUACGGACUUGAACUUCAUCCAAAGAAGAAGCUAAAAAUGUCCUCAAAGCAUGAAGUUCUUUGAUCAUUAAGGGUAGCUAUUAAGUUUGUCAUUGACAGCAAGGUUGUAGCUAUUAAUAGAGACAUGUGGUCAAAUUGAGCCCUUUAACUUUUUUCUGUAGCGGUGGAAGUAACUGUUUUAAAUGUUAAUGGUUUUUAGGGAGACAAGAGGACAUUCAAUGGCCUAAAUGAUUUUGAGAUGUCUUCUCUUCCUCAUAAUUUGCAACUUAAAAUCAAGGUGGGUGCUCAUUGGGUUGAAAGCAUGAUUUGAAUAAAGGAACUGGAAACUUUUUUCACAAAGAUCACUUUCUUAUCCUUUAGUGGAGAAUCCCCAGCCAUGGAUCUCAAAACGUGUUUGUAAUGUAGUUAACUUCACAGUUGAAUGACAUUUUGUGUAAUUUCCCCUCCUAAGGAUAGCCUUAUGAGUAAUUUUGCUACAACCUUGGACAAAACUUUUUGAGACACAUCACAGUAACUGUUGCUUAAUGAAUGAACAUCCCACCCCAACCUCAUUCCCUCUACCAAAAAGUUGCUUUUGGUAACACCAGAAAAAUGGAUUUUAGAGCAAAACAACACUAAGUGGGGGUGGGGCAGGUGGUGACUUCUGUUUGGAGGAGAUGGCAGUAUGGCACAAAAUAAGAAAAUAGAUUUAACUGUCUCUAGCUUUUUGUCCGAGGUUGUAGCUUGUGCAGCAUUCAGUAGAAGUAAGAAAAUAAGGUCAGUAUGUAGUCUAGUAUGCAGUGUUUCUCUUAAAUUCCUGUUGCAGAUGUUUGCAUUUGGUUUGAACAGUUUGUUUGAACUGUUAGAUGUGAAUGAGGACUGUUAUGGUGUAGGUUACCUCAGUAAAGUCAUUGCUACAGAACUCGCUAACUUACCAGCAGCAAGGAUGAGAAGAAAGGUGCAGUUUGUGUUUGUUAGAUUUUAGUGAAAAAUGGCCUUAUGGCCCCCUUUCCUGGUCACAGCUGUCUACUCACCCUGUGGAUAAAGUUAUUCAAACCCCUGAAAACCAUUACUUGGCUCAUUUUUUUGUAAGAUUGAGGGGUCAUAGUGAAUCAUAUUCCAGAAUGAAAAAGUGAAUAUGAUGUAUUGUUGUAAAUAGAAUCUCAUUACAUUUGUCCAACCAAUUUGUGUCCCAAGAGUUCAGUCAAGUGAUAAGAUUUCUUGACUUAAAACUCAAGAAUCUUCUUUAACCCAUUGCUUCUGGGAAUUUUGCCGAAGAAUGUGUUUAAAAGCUACUGUCUAGCCGUUUUCUGGUCUCUGACUGGCUAUAAAGAAAUUAAACCUACCAAAAGAUGUACAGGUCGUAGUUUUUGUGGUCAUUUGUUCCAGAUGCAAAAUAUCAGCUUCGAACGCUCAGGCAUGUACAGUCAGCAAAAUUUGGAGGAGUUUGGAUUUAAAAGUGACACAGCAGUCUUGACUUUUGCUUCUUGCCUUUUUUCCUUCCCUCUUUUCCUGUGCUUUUAUCACCUCAUUCUCUUUCCUUUGGUAGACUUUAACUAUUCUUCAAUUCAGUGGGAAAAGGUUUUGGAAAAGCUUUUAGGAUUCAGGAUUAGAUGGUAGGCAUGACUUUCAUGGGAAAGAUGGAUAGAUAACACCUGACUUACAGAGUAUGAGUGUGUGAUUUUCUUUUUCAAACUUUUGUAGAGUUCCAGCAGUAGAGGAUCCCUAAUUUUGAUUGACAGAACACUUGAUCUGGUGGGUCCAUCAGGUCACUCAUUUGACACACUAGCGGACAGAAUCAUACAGUUGUUACCAAGGUUACCACAGCACACAAGUGAUGUGGCUGUCGACAUGUCUCCUCUUUGUUCUUGUGGCAGGUGAGGUAACCAGGUUACUGGUUUCAGCUUAAUCCUUUAAGUCACAAGAGUGACUGAAAUCAAUUUUCUCCUCUCUAAUAACACUGCAUAAUCAAGGGAAGAGGUGAUGAGAAUGAAGAAAGUGACUAACAUAGAGAAAAUGCUCUGAUUUCCUAUCAAAUUCUCUCAACUGAUUCUUUAAGGAAAAGCAAGGGAAUCAGUAUGGAUAAUUUGUAUCUGAAUAUUUAACAAUUAUUGAAUGAGGCUGAGUACCAUCUGAAGAAUCAUGGAUCCAACUUUGUUGCACUUUUACGCGCAUUGGUUUAAUAUGGCAAAAUUCUUCCAAAUUUGGUUGACAGUAGCUGGUUAUGAUGAAUAUAUUUUUUUUAUUAUGUGUGUGAUUUUGGCCAAUCAGAAACUGAGAAAUAUUUUGAAUGAAUAAUAAUGGAAGUUAAAGAGUUGAAUCAAUUUGUUUAGUGUAGUUUUGCUGGUUUACAUGCAGUGGAAAAUGGAACAUAAUUUCAAGUUAAUUUCAAAGAAAUUUCUGGUUUCUAGUUCCACUCCUCAGACUGUAGCGCCUGGCUGCUUAGCACACCCAAGAGACCCUCCUACCCAGGCUCUACUCUGCUCUAUAAUCACCAAGAGACAAAAGGUAUCUGUUUCGAAAGAGGAUGUAACCAGAUUAUAACUUUGUGUAGCUGUGUGUAACACCGUAAAGCUGUUUGUAUUUCUGUAUAGCACUGUACAACUGUAUUAUGGAGAUGCAUAAUUUCUGAUAAUUCUGUCUACUUGGGUAAAACUCUGUACAGUGGUAUAUAUAUUGAUUGUUACAGUGGAACCUUCAGUUACGGAACCUCUCCACAAUGGCCACCUCUCUACAAAGGCCAUCCACUUUUUUUGGAAGAAACCUGGAUUUCAGUUCAGAAAAGCUUUGUUCAUAACUCAUAAAGCACAGUCUACAAUGUAAAAAAAGGCGGGCAAUAAUCAUGUGGUAUUAUUUGCUAAGCUUUUCCAGUGUAAGAACUUUUUUGAACGUAUUAUAUUUUUGGGUCCCCUAUUCUUCUGUAAGAUCGCUGAAAUCAUGCACUACAGACAGCCAUCUUCACAGAGUCUAGCUUGAAGAUAACUGUCUCAUCUACUAAGGGGGCAGGGGACAGCACCACUGUACCCCAUCACCCACCCCCUCAGUACAUUUCCAAUUACAAAAUGGCUGCCAGUAACAGUGAGUUCUCAAUCGUGACGAUCUCACGGAAUAACAGGGGACUGUGAAUAGCCUUAUUCUUGGGAGUGUAAUGUACAUGUAAGUUUUUCCUUUAAACGAAGGAAAGUCUGGUGGAUAUUUCAAGGCAGCUCCAAGAAGCUUUGUCCAGAGAAUCAUUGAUGCAGAAAAGUAAAGUUGGAGUACAAAACAAAGUCACAGUAGAACAACUUAAAACAAUGACAGAACACUUUAGGUAUGUAACAGAGCUCAUUUAGCUUUUUGUCAGAACUAUUGCCAUAACCUGCCGCUUAUAAGCUCCCUUAGUUAAAGGGCAAGGCCCAUCUAGCUGUAAACAAGAAAAAUACAUCUGAAUAUAAUCUCUCCAAAUAUAAGCCCCCUCUUGCUCCAUUUAUGGGCCUCCCUCUGAAUUCGACUACCAGUAAGUAUGAAGUUUUGAAGCUUGACCAAAACCCAGUAAUUGCAAAACGAAUUUCAUGUUUUUUUAGCACUGCUAUAGCUUGCUUUGAAGCGCUUUUUUGUUCCAGUUAUAGGCCCCUUGGAUGUAAACCCCUUCAUCUAUAAGGCCUCUUAAAACCCCUUCUGAAGAUGUAUAAGCCCAGGGCUUUUUAUAAGCGGCAGUUUAUUCUUUUAGUUAUUAGCCUGGAGGCCUUACCCCCACCCAUUGAGCUAACAGCUUGCUUAUAAACAACAGUUAUAUAAAGUACAUGUAAGUACUAGUUUGAGAUUGCUUAAGUGAUUGUACUUGUUACAUUUCUUUGUUAAUUCUAAUAAUUUAUAGAGGUCAACCAAAGUGUUUACAAAAGCAUGGUGCUCUGUUGCAGUUGGUGAGAGCAACAAUAAUGGCUUUAAAGAGUGAAAGCGCUUCACAGAUGGACCACUUACAAGCGUUAGAAAAGGUAUCGCCUAAACUAGCAUCUCGUGAAGGUAGAUACAGAAGUGUUUCCAGUUUUGUUUGCACUUCGCUUAUAUGUCUUAAAAUCUCCCUCACUAUUUGAGACAAAAAAAUUAUUCUGAUGAAGUAAUUUAAUGACCAGGCCCCAGUUGUUAAAAAAGUGGAUAGGACUAUCCACCGAAUAAAUCUGUAUUAACUGAGUAGCACAAUUGGUUUCUCUAAUGCUUACUUGCUGGAUAGUGAUUUAUCUGUUGGAUAGCGCUAUCCAAUGUUUGAACAACCGGGGCUAGCGGGCCGUUUCUUGAAAGUUCUGGUAACAUUUCGGAUCCGGAAAGCUAUUUUAUGCUUGCCGAGUUUGCAUUCAAGAUAUAAGAGUCAAUUAUUGUGAAAUCGAUUAUAAUGAAACUAUCAGUUAACGAAGCAAAAUUGACUGGUUUGUGAGUGAGGAACUGUGCUACAAUUGAACAGGUUUUGAUUCCCUAAAUUUGCCUUCACCCGAAAAGUUAUCGCACCUUUCGAGAAAUGAGCCCAAGACCCCAGUUGUAAAAAGAGUGGAUAACACUAUCCACUGGAUAGUGAUUUAUCCGGUGGAUAGCGCUAUCCAAUGUUUGAGCAACCCGGGCUAGCUCCCAGUUAGCUUGUUAGCUCCAUGGGUUAGAGGGCUGCUCCAGUAUUGCAGAGGUCCGGGUUAUUUCGAAUCCUGGCAAGCAUAAAAUUUUUAAGCCUCUCUUUUUGCGUCUGCAUUUGUUGCGUCUUUAACUACGAAGACGUUUUCUUCAUUUAAUAUUUAUACUGUUUAAAGUACAGUUCCAACAUUAAAACGACCCCUUAUUAUUAUUUUCGCGUCUGUUGAUUUUAGGGUUUGAUUCUUCACAUUGGAGAACAUGGUCCACAAAGUUCUUUAUCAGAGUUGAUAACUGCAUUACAGAACGAUCAUCAGCAAAGGUAUAAAAUUAUUCAUGAAAAGCAGUGUCAGAAGCAGAAGUGUUUUCCAUACACCAAGUAAGGGGCUGUUUACUUGAAGGGAGGAAGAUGCUAGUACCAGGAUGAUCGUAGAAGACGGAAAAACUUUACGUUGGGUUUAUGCACAAAUUUCGGUCCGUGCGGUGCCCAAGUAGACAAGGUUCGAGAAGGAAGUAAAAAUGGCGGGCGACAAAAACAAAAGUGCAAUUUGGGCCCUUCUUCAUGUAAACGGCCCCUAAACGUUCCGAGAGUAGUUAAGUUGUGCUUACCUACUCUUUCCCUCUGUAUUUCUGUCACGGUAUAUUAAUGUAUACAGGUAUACUUGUAGAAGCGGUAAAGAAGCGGUAAAGAAGCGGUCACCCUCAAUUUCAACUCACUGCGUGCAGUGCGUCUUUUUACGCGGAAAAUUUCAUAGUCACUUCACUGAUUGUUUUUUUUCGUAGAGCUUAGAAAGCGGAGAUAAACGGUUGACAAACGGUUGUUUACCAUUUACAUGGUCAAACCGGGUUCACGCUUUGGGCAAAUGGUAAGCAAAAUUCGGGACUGCUAAAUUUCGUUCCGAAAUCGCGUUCACCAUUUGCACAAAUCAGUUUCAUUUACCCAGACACGGCCCCUAAGCCUAAAACUUGUAUGAAAAACAGUUUUCAAGAAAUGGAACACGAAUUUACAUUUGGAAUAUUCAUGUACCGACCAGGUAAACAGGAGUGCUUACUAUUUGUACGGAAAUUUGGGUGAAAAUUUUCCGUCAAAGAGUACAGGAAUGGGAUUGUGUUGUGCCAUUUACAAUUUUCGGAGGAAGCGUGGCACUGAUAAUCCAAACAGAUGGUUCAGGAAAUUUCGGUCGUUUCGAUAAAAGCGGGAAAAUAGGGGAUACCUCGAAGGUAUUACCUUUUCCCCCGUAAACAUUUAAACUGUCCCUGGAAUUACCGGAUUUACCGUACAAAUUGUAAGCGCUCCAGGACUACCUUAACAGGCAGACGUUCCGUGGCUCCCGGAAAAUUUUCCACUGAAACGACUCAAAAAGUCGUGUCCCGUUUACUUCUUCCAACCGUAUUUUCCGGACACUUUUUGUUAAUGAUAAACAACCAACAUCUCCACGAUUUCCAUGGUGGCCUUCUUUGAACUUCUCGACGUUUUCAUGGUUUUUUCCCACAGUAGUUUAUUCCACGAAGAAGUGGUCAUACAGGCACAUUUAGUUUUCUCGUGGUAAAAGGCCUUAUCUUGCGUGCAAAAGGCUCAAUGUGACCGCAUUUUAUGGCUAUUUAGAUUACUAUUUGCCCUCAAUUUGCCUUCAGAUUUGUGAAUGUAGAGGACAUUUUUCUUCUCCUGGUGUUUCUGUACUCGUUAACUGGUCAGGAAUGCUUCAACUCUCCCUUGGAAGAGGAACAAAUGAAAGUAAGACUCUCUAUGAAAAAAAUCAACGUUUUUUGCCCUCUGUUAGGGUCAGGGUUCACAAAUAGGGAGCUUAACCCUUUAAACCCUAACAUCAAAAUUCAAAUUCUCACUUGUUAUCCUUAUACGUCUUCAACAGAAGUAGUGGGGAGAAUCUGUUGAAGUAUCAGUUAGGUUCAUCUUGUGUGAUCAUGUCCUUAAUUCUCAUGACCACUCUGUUUUAUUAAGUUGUGUUAUAGAAGGAGAAAUUUGACGCCCAUCACUUUUAGGGCUUAUAAAGGGUUAAUAAGCAACGGCGACGGCGACGGCAACGGCAACUAGAACGGCAAAAAAGCAAUAGGUUUAUAGUAGCAAAACAUCAACUUUGCACGUGCAUCACGCUUUUUUGUUCAACGUGAACUGACUGCCUAAUUUCACGUUUUGUCAAGGACGGGAACACAAGACAACAACUUUCUUUUUCUUUUCUUGAACUUUGAUACAGUCCUUUAGAAUUCAACUCCAAAAAAAAUCGCCAACACUUGACGAAUCAAACGAGAUAAAUUAAGCGCGAUAAAGUUUGAGGGAGCGCGAAUUCACUUUUUAAGUGAGGUUUUCGCAGCCGUCGUCCUCGUUGUAGACUACGAGUAGUCUCCCAUUUUUCCUCAGGGAUAGUAGAGCGGGCGAAACGCGAGCGCGCGUGAAAAUCACCCCACGCGAGUAAAGGCGACACGCGGCGGGGAGAGAGAGAGCUCCUGGAACGUGAAAUCUGUGUGGACGGAGAAUUUGAGAUUUCACGCAACUCCCUGCGAAAGCUCAUUAAGGAGAACGCAAACUAGAGCAAGUUUCAUUGUACUUUUAUUUCGUAUUUCCCGCAAAUUUGUAGCCUGCGAACAGCAGACGCAUUUCCGGUCGUCGCUUCUAGACGCAUUUCCGGUCGUCGCUUCUCUCCCUCGGAGGGAGAGAAGCGACGACCGGAAAUGCGUCUGCUGUUCGCAGGCUAGCAAAUUUGAGGAUCAUAACUUCACCCCAUACAAAUACUGUCAUUUUACAAAAUUCCUUUUGUGGUAUUGGGCCACCUGUGAUCUCAAGUGAAUGUUUUGUAGCCGAUUAUUUUUAAAUUCGCAAAGUUUUUUAGUGUAAACAAUUCUUCCAACUAAUUCAGGUACUUUUCCACCUUCGUUUGGACGAGCGUUCGGCAAAACCAAAAUAGAACAGUCACGUUGAUGAAUAUAGAGCGUUUAAGAAACGACGACGGCGAGGGCAGCGAAAACGUCACUAUUAAAAUGUAUUCGCGUUUUUUCAGACGUUUUCAAGUUUAUUCCAACUCUUCGAAAUUCCCUGGAGUUGAAUGCUUGGGGACUGCAUCCAAGUUUGGAAAGAGAGAGCAAAAUUCCUCGUGGUUAGUUUACUUCCUCCAAACAACACCCCAUAUUAAGGAAAUUUCCCGUGGUGUUCGUGCAGGGAGGGCAAAGAAAUGUACCGAAGAGGGUGCUGCACGUGCAAAUUAUUAGCCAUGAUACCGCAUAGCUAUUGCGCCAGCACGAAAACCAUACGGGAUAGGGCUUCUGCGCCGAUGUCUUAAGUGGAUAGGUGUUGGCACUAAAGCUAUCCAGAAUAGUGUGAACAUAACCUAAAGCUUCUGAUUUAUCGAUGUGUUUAAACGGUUGGGAAUCCGAAUACGAUUUUAGUACAAACGCUUGCGAAUUCCGUCCAAACACCCUAAAUGUAAUAAAUCCGGAAAAAUCUCCUCUAGCGUAAGCAUAUCCGCAUUGUCAAACGAUUUGGUGGCGACUGGAAACGAGGAUGUAAUAGACUGGGCUGAUCUUGGUGGAACAUGACGGACGAUCUCAAGUGGUACAGUACAUUCUUCUUUCUACUAGGAGCUAUUUUAGGCUUUGCCGAUCCGGUCACUGACGCCUUAACACUGGCUGAAUUCUACAAAGAAAAACACCGGCGAUGGUUUCAGUGGGGAGUGAUUUUUAUGGUUGUUCCUUGUUUGGUCUUCCUGCUGGUUUACAUGUUGACAGUAACUUUUGACAGUGUGCGUAGAGUAACAGAUUUCCUUCGGAGAGUUUUUUUUAGUUUCAAUCCGUUCUCUCCGGCUUGGGCAUCUUUUAAAGCAUUUGUUUUGUGCCUGAAGAACUUCAAAAAGCUGUGGCACGGCGAGGAAAUCGACUGCGGAGACCGCGACGUCGACGACGUUAAUCGCUUUCUUGCGUAUGUAAACUUUGCCCCAUUUACGGAAGCAAUCGCGGAGUCAAUUCCUCAAUUUAUCAUUCAGCUUUACGCCGCUAGUGUGCAAGAGGAACCAGUCAAGAUCAUUCAAAUAAUAUCACUGAUUGUGUCUUGUGUUAGUAUAGCCUGGGCAUUUUCAUGUGGUGAUGAAUUUCUACACGACGGAGAGAUCAAGAUGAAGUUAGUGCACAAAGUGCUAUUCUGUGUAGAAAAUUUUUUUCUCUUGACUAGUCGACUGUUUGCCAUAUGUUACUUUAUAAUGGGUUUUCGGGGCUGGAUCUUCGUUGUUUUGAUUUCUCAUUCUCUCAUCGUGGCAUUAGUCGAUUGUAGCCGUCGUUGCCAGACAGACAACCCGGACUUGCGGUGUAGGCUUCUGUUUAUCUUUUUUCUUCUGUUUCAUUGGAUUAGAGAUGACUUGACUGCACCGCUCGACGCAGAAGAUAUAAGACACCGGAAGAGACAACUGGCGAAAAUACAAUGGUUAUCUCAUGCCAUGUUUGUGAUCGAAAAUUACGCCAUGAUCUUACUGUUCUUUUUCCUCAGCAAAUACUCCACAACCUGGUUCGCCUUUCCAGUGACAGUAUAUGUUUGUACUAUGAGUAUUCUUGGAACAAUACUCAGGCUUGUUCACUUUGGGAUUUUGUUAAAAGGUCGGGUAGUGCCGGAAACAAGCGUCACAAACGAGGAGGUAGAAGCUGUAGGCCUUGCAAUUCAACAGGAGCUGAUGAAUGCAUAUGCUACGGUACAAUCGCUGCGGACAGCCUAUGAACGUUGAAAAACAAAAGGGCCUGAUCACUAGCCUCCAAAAACUAUCAAAGAAAGAGGUUCUGUGGAGCGUUGCGUGACCACUAAUACGUAGUCUCCAACGCAGCCCGUUUCUUAGCCUGCGUGGCAGGCGUUAAAAGGGGAAGGGGAAGGGGGAAUUUGGGCGCGCGAGAGCCCUUCCCCUUCCCUUUCCAACGCCUGCCACGCAGGCUACUCGUUUCUUUGUGUCAUCGCGCAACACUUCUCCCCACAAACGUGGAGCGGCGUUGUGUGACGUUCAAAUUUUUUUCUAAAUGAAACUAACACUUGUUUAAAGAGAAAAACACUUAAUAUCUCUUAAAUGAAGCCAACUGGGAAGCCGUUUGGCUUGUUAGCUUAAUUGGUAGAACACUGCACCGGUAUCGCAGAGGUCAAGAGUUCGAAUCCCGUACAAGCCUGAAUUUUAUUUUGUAAUUUCUCCCAACUUUCCCUAUCUUAGCCCCUGGUUACUGUGUUGUUUGCUUAUGGUUGUUUCGUGGUUAGGGAUUUGUGUAGAAUUGACUGUAGAUAGAAUUUCCCGAAUUCUUGUUAUUUUCUUUUAACAGCAACAAGCCUCUCACUCCUUCCCCCUUUGGUCUGUCUCUGUCCCUACCCAGAGUUCUCUGUCUAACGCAAGUGACAGUUUAUAUUUGAAAUCAGUGCGCGCCUAAAGGUGGUUUCGUUGCCGCUUAGCAGUUUAUAUUUCGUUAUUGGUCCAGGGUUGUAGGGCUCGCACAGUCUUGAAAAGUCCUUGAAUUUUAGUGGAAGUCCUUGAAAGUCCUUGAAUUCCAUUUUUCCUUGAAAGGUCCUUAAAUUUCUGUGCAAGUCCUUGAAAAGUCCUUGAAUUUUCUUCAACUUUGAACGUGGUGGCCUGGAAAGUGUUUCUCAUGCUUUUCGGGUUGUCGAAAAUCAUAGCUCUGACAGAGAAGUUAAUGAUGAUUCGCAGAAAGCGUUUUUGUUUUAUGCAAUAGUUAACUAUCAAUUUAAGACAAGAGAACCGAAAAAUGAGAGACGUUGGUGGAGCAAACAGUUCAAGCCUUUAAGUCCUAUUAGAAUGGACUGGAAAUGUGCAUUUUUGUACAAUCUGUGAAAUUAAGUUCCUGGUAGGUGGUCCUUGAAAAUCGAAUGUGGUCCUUGAAAAGUCCUUAAAAAAUGGUUGCAAUUUUUUGUAUGAACCCUGUCAGGUCACCUUGAGAAAAGUUUCCCGGAGACUCAUGUGAAGCUCUGAGUGGAUCUCGAUUCCGGAGUCCAAUCGUUAAAGGGAUUCCGGAUUCCUUGUGCUGAAUUCCGGUUUCCAAAGCCCAGGAUUUCCGAUUCCAGAAGCAAAAACUCUCCAGAUUCCAGAAUCCGGAUAACCUUACUUGAGGCGAGUUGCACUUCAGACUACUCAAACCCUCCUCGAGCUCGUUACGCGAAAGACUUGGUAACUUCUUCGCCAUGACCUGAUAAAAUCGAAAACAUGUCUGCUCCCUCAAAUCUCCAUCCAUCCAUCCAUUCAGCCAAACAAUAAAAGGGUCAAUUAUUGAAUUUUCGCAAAUUCGCUAUUUGCCUUUGCACAUCUCUCAUAGUAGACCCUCUUGUUUUUCCAUAAGCUUUGUCUUUUAUUUCUCUUGGAACCACUGUAAUACCCAGGAGAGUUCACAAACAUGGGUAAUGCAAAGUUUUUGGGGGCCAAAAAAAAUGUAUUAUGGGAGAUGGGAGAUCUGCAGAUGGCGAAGAACAAGAAUAAUUUAGAAAAAAAGACUAAAUAGAAAAGAGGGAAGGUCGGAUAACGUUUAGUCAAAACCACUUCUAAAACGAGACAAAUACUGACAUUUAACUAAGUUUAGGUUGUAGCGAACUGACUAGUAGGGAAACGACCUGUUUGUUUAUCUGUACACCUGAACCUUUUGCAGAAAAUAAGAAUUUUAAUCCUGUUCAUAUUUAAGCUUACCUUUCGUCGGCACGUCGAGGAAUCAAGGUGAUAAACUAACAUUGCUAUGUUUAUCUCUCUUAGAACAUGUUGAUUAACGGUAUCCUCAGCGGAGAACUCAAAUGCAGUUGUGAGUCGUUCUUAGGUCAGUGAAUCUAAGGGCCUGUUUACAUGGAGGUGGGGUACCCCAGGUUGAUGAGGUAACCCACUUAGGUGGGGUAACCCGCCUGUCCAUAUAAUCUCUUAUUUUAGGGCCUGUUUGCAUGUAGGUGGGGGACCCCAGGUAAGUGAGGUAAGACGCUUAGGUGAGGUAACCCGCCUGUUCAUAUAAUCUCAUGUGGUCACCCCACUUAUCAUGUAAAUGUCAUCAAAUGAAAACAAGAGAUAAUAUGGACAGGCAGGUUACCCCACUUAAGCAGGUUACCUCACCUACCUGGGGUCCCCCACCUCCAUGUAAUGAUAGGUGGAGUGACCCGCAGCAUGUUACCUCACCUAUCUGUGGUCCCCCACCUCCAUGUAAACAGGCGGGCGGUAAGGCUAAGUUCACACGACACUGGACGACUUUUCGACCGGCAGAAAAAUUUGACCGGACACUUCGUUCACACGGCACCGUUCAAUAUUUUUACUCUGUUCACAGGGAACUUUGAACGGCUGGGCAUCUUAUUUUUAGCACGGUUUAGGUGGUUCCGUCAGAACGGCACACCUUAAUGCACGAAUUUUCAACCGGCCGUAAAUUUCACCAGUGUCGUUUGAACGUGCCCUAUGCUUUUGACUUAGGGCAGAUGUAGAAAUAAAAAUGUGACGGCAACAGCGACGGCGCGCGCCGAUCUCAAAACGAGCUUGGCUAAUGGCAGAGCGGGAAAUUAAGCAUCGGAAGUUGCAUUAGGACCUUUGCGUUCGCUCUCGCGUUCUCAUUUCUAAAUCUGCUGUUUAAGAAUGGUUUUCACUAGUGACGGAGUCGAAAUCGGAGAGGUGAGAGCGCUUAUGACCUAAUGAAAAUCAACAUCCGGUGUUGUAAGCGGAGUCAUAAGUACCCUGGCUGCCCAAGACUUUUCAUGCGCGGUAAAACGUGUCGACUGAAGCAUCUCGCCACACUCACCGCACGCGUGGCACGUUUCGCACGCUAGAAAAAAUCUCUGGUACCAGGGUAAGUCAGAAGCUCGACGGAAUAGGAGUCGGAAUAAUCAUAACUUUUACCGUCCGUCACUUACGAUCUAGUGAAAAUCAGAUUGGAGCCGACGAAAGCAGAGGCGGGAAGAUAAACCGUGACAAUUCGGUUUAGUUCGUCGAUUCUGCUUUUGAAUCCGACAACCUAGUUUUCAUCAGAUACCAAGCUAGAAGCGGGAACGAAAAGCUGCUUGCACUAAAUCGUAAUGAUCUACGAGUGCGACUCCGACUCUCGACUCCGACUCCGCCUCCGAAUCAACCUCGUCCCUAGGGUCCGCUGGGAAUGAGGUUGCCCCUAAAUGCUCCGCUAGUUCAACUAUUUUCAAUCUCAAACAGCAAGAUGAGGUAGGCGCGGCAAAAUGCCUCCGACACGGUUUUUCUUUGCUUACUUUUCAUUGGGAAUGACGCGAAAUAUAUUAGCCUAUCAGAAGUCACAGUAAUGCAAAACCAACCGUCAUUUACCAGCCUAUGUCGCUCCGAUUAUUCUACAGACGAGUGUGACAAGGCUACGACAGAAUGGCCAUUAAAUAACAUCUAUGACUUGCAUUUUAUAGGGUCUGAGAUUUCUGAGAAGACUGUGAGAAGUAGGAUUUCCGAUGCGUUCGAGAAAAUACGUGCCGUGAACUUCGCGAGGGAGGAGCUCCAAAUGUUCAGGUACAAUCGGUUUGAUACAGCAGAAGUGUUUGCAACAGCAUUUUCACUUUGUUGCAACAAUGUAUGUGACAGUAUUGAAAUAGUGUUUUGCUUACAGGCAGCAUUUUGAGUAAGUUUGUUUCCACGGAUUUAGGACUGUGCUGUUGUCACUGUACUUUGCCAACAUUGUGAAACGUUGUUUGAGUGUUGCAACAGUAUUGUUUGGAAUAAAGUUCAACAGAAAAUUCACCAGUGGUUUUCGUUUUUGUCAACAGAGAUGUGUUUCAACGGGGAACGGCCCUUAAACCAGCCCAGUAUCAGCCACUUGUCAGACAGGUUUGUCCUGAUUGUACGUAUUGUCCCUCAGUCGGUUUGUGCCCCCAGAAAAGUCGGACAGGGUUAUCUUGUUGUAUGUUCCACUUAAAUUUUAAUAUUUGUCUUCUUUCGACACUUUUUUCUGCCCAACGUGAUCAUUUAGACAGUUUCACGGCAGGCUCAGAAAAUGUUCGUAACGCUAACCACACAACUCAAAGUGAACGUGAGUACAGAACCCGUAAGAGCACCCUACGACAGAGACCGGAUUAUAGUCUUAGCUGUAAUUUUCCGCGUGAUUUUCCGCAUGAUUCUUAAAGCGGAAUGAUUAAGUUAAAUCUUCAGGAAUAUUUUAGCUGAUUAUUUCAGUGGUGGGAAGUCUUAGUCUAAGUGUCUUAACUCCGUCUCUUCCAAAAGUGCCAGUCAGCAAAACUGAAGAACAAUCACGAAAUUAAUUUUCUACAAUAUUUACUGAGAAGAAACCACGUAAAGGCACUCAGUGCCAAACAGGUUUCUUUGGAAUACUACCAGUCCAUCUUGGGAAUUUUUUUUUCUAAACUUAUUAAUUGGGAUGGGACCCCGAACGGAUAACCCAGAUCUUAACUGACGGCCUAUUUUGCACCUAAAAAGGCACGUUUCAUGCAAAUGAAAGCCGAAGUCGUUACUUUUCGGUCCAUUGUUAUGAACAGCAAUUUACCCCCUUAAUCGGAAAUAUUGGUAUCUGUAUUCUCUUCACUGUUUUUAGUAUAGUAAGUAGGAGAAAUUGUUUGUAAAUCAAAAAUUGCCUGAUCUGCAGGAAGAACAUGGGGAUAUUUUAAUGUAUGUCUUCCAAGAACUAUGUCAAACUGUUAUCCUUGCGACAGUGUGUUUGUCGUUAUUUUCUUCAAAAUGAUGUACAAUAAAACAGUUAUAAUUAGAUUCGGUUUUUGUGAUAUCCGGAAUAACAAAGGUCUCGAAAAGUGUUAUCAGCCACGGCUGAUAACACUUACCUCGACCAUGACUAUUCCGGAUGCCACAAAAACCCUAAUCUAUAAUAAUUGUUUAUUUUAGUAUAUGUUAAAAUCACUCACUAAAAAGCUAAUACAAAACCAAGACCCAGCGGGGGAGGAAACGCCCUGUUUGUGCCAUCUCAAUACCCGCUUCCCCUCCGGUCCUUCCCCCCCCCCACAACACACAAAACCCAAAAAAAAAAAAAACAACAAAUAAAAACGAAAGAAAAAAAAAAAAAAGACUUAUUGAUAUUAGAACAACAAAAAACUCAACACAAUCCCCACACAACACACCCGACUCACCCCUCCAACAAAAUCAAAAAACAAACCCCCCCCCCCCCCCCCAAAAAAAAAAAAAAAAAAAAAAAAAAAUUCCCUCUGUUUGCUUCGUUGAAAGGGAAGCCUGGGUUAUUGUUGUUUUCGUCUUCAGAUCAUUGAUGGUGUGUUUAGUCCUGAAUGUCCUGAGCUCCCUGAUAUCGAGUUUAAGUCGCAAGGGUUAAAGGAUUUCAUCAAAACUGGAUUUAGGUAUGAAGACUUUAAAGGGACAGGUUUACGGUUCAGCGCAUGCUCAUCAAUUAAAUUACUUUUUUCCAACUUGGUAUUAAUUCUAUUGGCUAAUAAUCCCACUCACAUGUAUCUCAGCGAUCUCAGACUGUAUUUCAAAGUAGAAAUGUAUUUCAGAGUAACCUGAAGUAGGAUGGAGGAAUACUAACAUCGCAGAACAAAUUAGUGGAAUAUGCCAACACUACCAACGUUGAAUUUAUUGUUGACCCGAAGGUUUUAUUCCAUGGUUGAUGAAUUUACAGCUAUUUGCACAUAAUUUGAUCAAAUGGGAGGGAAAAGCGCCCAAGGGACGAGGUUGAGGGAUGUGUGCAGAUUGAUUCUUUGACAACAUUAUGACAUGAUCAUAUUGCUUGCAUAGAUGAUACCGCAUGUCCCGGCAGAAAAACAGCAUUUUGAUUAAUGAGCGUGCGCUGACCCGUAAAACCGUCCCUCAAAAUUUAAAGCGCUCUGUCAGGAAAUUCAUCAAAAUUCAAACAGCGAGGGUGUAAAACAUCAAAAGAAUGGCUUAAAAUAUUAAACGAAGGUAUAACUGCAACUGAGAUAAAUAACACAGCAAGUUGGUACAAAAGAGGGCACGGAUGGACUAACUUGAAGAUUAAAACAGAUUGCAAUCGCAGUUUUUGAAAACUUGUCAGUCUAGCAGGUUUUCAAAGCUCAUAUUUGUUGUUUGUAAUGUUUGAUAUAUGCUGUGGCAGAGAGAUUUGUUUGAUACGAAGCUGUCAUUUUUGUCAUUUACAGGUCAGUAAAUUCGAAUUCCUCGGCGCUAACGUUAACUUUCUUUGCCAAAAAUAAAUGAAAAAAAAAAAAUGAAUUCGACAGCAGUGCCCUUUAAGUAAAGUUCACUCACUUGGUACCGCUGCGUGUACAGUUAAAAUUUUGGUGAAUUUUCUGUGUCGUUCUUUGUAAUCUAUCAACCUUAAAUAACUUUGAUUUUAUCGAAGUUUUGCGUUGAAAGUCUCUACUACUUGAUCUCUUGUUCUUUAUUGAAAAAAAAGUUGACUCGACGAAAUAAGUAGCCUGAAAUUCAUCCGAUUGCUUCGAGUCGUUUUCUCCUCUCAACAACGUCGUUACUGAGGGAGUAAUAACGACUCGAAGUAAUCGGAUGAAAUUCAGGCUACGAAAUAAGCUCAUUCAUUUAACUUGAACUGUCUAGGUUACUGAUAAUUGCAAAGUAAAUUAAAUUUUAAACGCAUCUUUUCUUUUAAUAUUGCUUAACUUGGACUGUUUACGAGACUAUUUCCUGGUUUAGCUGAUCUUAAUAUGUUUGGUGGUUGUUUCAGUUUAUUCAUGAAUGUGAGCAAGCCUCGACCUAAUGACCAUCCACUGCUGGUACUGUUUGUUGUCGGAGGAGUCACGUGUUCUGAAGUGCACCAAAUAAGGGAAGCUCUUGCAGCUUACCACCCCAACACACAGGUUAGCUUUUCUAAAUCGUGUUUUCUCACGCUUGUCGUUGCCUGGUCAAGAGCCAUGAUGGACAUUAUGGGAUUAUGGCUCUUGACUGGUUUAUCUGCAGGUUCUUCUGUGUUAUUGUCUUUUUUUUUCGGUUUUCGGUGGCAGGCGGUCGAAGGGAAGGGGGAAAUCGGGUGCACAAGACUGCGAUGGGUGUGAUGAACGCUCGCUUUCGAGUUCACCUCGCUCGCGAACGUCUAAGCAGUCUAGCAGUCUUUCAUGGUAGAGACGAGCUAAUUUAGUCGAACCCCCGUCAACACAUUGCCUGUAGAAUUUUUCUGUGGACGCUUUUUUUUUGUCUCUGUAGGUAGUUCGCCUACGUUAGGUAAGACUGUAUCACUGAAGCGCUACUUCCGAAUCCAACCAUUUACACACCUAGAGCAAAUAAAAUAAGUCAGUAGUAACCAUUAGGAAUUGAUAAUAAAUCUACAAACUCUUUUGACUCUUUGUGUGCCUCCUUUCUUUUUGCAGCUAUUAAUCGGCAGCACAAGACUUCUGAAAGCUGAUGAUUUGUUCAACGAAAUAUUUCUUCAAGACAACCUGUUUCCAGCUCUUCAUUGAUAUUUUCGUAACAGAGUUACUGGAAUAAAUCCCAUUUGCUGAGGGAACCUGACAGGAAACAUGCGCCUUGGUCACAAAAUGUUUGCAGCAAUGGAACUGUGCCACGCCACGUUUGUGGAAGAACCAAGCAAGUGGUGACAUAACAAGAUUUUGUAGACUUAAAGGUCAAGUUUAAAUCGAGCGGAUAUCUUUGGGACCUUUGGGCAACCUGGAAGUGAUAGGGAAGGGAAACGGUCAAUUUUAGACUUCGUAGACAAUCCGUUUAAAAGACGAACGCCUCCGCAUGGAAAUGGGUCCGAAAACUAAGUGUCAAAAGUGCCUGGAGCCAACCUCAUUCCAAGUAAAAGCCUUUGAAUGCAGAGGUCCACUCAACGCUUAUAAGUGAAACCGACUGGUUCUUUCUUGCCGGAUCUCUAAUGUAAAGAUGCUAAUGCCAGACGUUACUUGAAGUGGAAAUAAAAACAGAACUGAAUACAAGGCUGGCAAUACAGCAAAGGGCUGAUUUAUUGGAGGCCAAUAUAUCGGAGCCGUUAUAGUAUUCCCUUUCAGUGUAGCUCUGGCCCCGAGGAAGGCUAAUUUUUUAAAGCCGAAAUAUUGGCCUCAAACAAAUCAGCUCUUUGGCGUAUUGCCUGGGGAACCUUGGAACCAGAAAACUAUUUGAAUGGUAACGAUUUUCAGAUUCUUCAUCAAAUCCCCUGAAGAA